AUGGGCCAAAUCGAAAUGGUGUUUGGCUCCAGCCUCAUUGCAGAUUCGUUGUCUGAAGCGCAGCACCCUAAGAAGGCGUCAUUCGUGGUCUCUGGGCCAGUCGUGAUCUUCUUCAGUCUAUGCCCAAUUCUCGAAUCGCCAAACGACGAGUCAACAGUUGAAGCUUUCAGAAGUCUCUUGGUCUUGGAAGUUCAUGUCAGCCUCCGGAUUCAGCGAAUUCACAGACCUGCCAACGAUUUCCACAAUUGCUUUGGCCGCGUUUCGGUUGUGCUUCAUCACUCCAACCUCGCGAAAAUUGCCUCCCUUAAAAGGGUACCAAUGAAAGUGUACCCAAUCAAGCAUAUAAGGACUCGACAUCUCGACCGGGGGCUUGAGAGAUAA
Messenger RNA from Protopolystoma xenopodis, 381 nucleotides. The record is from the annotation of a GenBank genome assembly. NCBI's taxonomy places the organism in Eukaryota, Metazoa, Platyhelminthes, Monogenea, Polystomatidea, Polystomatidae.